This is a messenger RNA of Callorhinus ursinus (northern fur seal), 1923 nucleotides long. It is a transcript of the gene HMOX2, whose product is annotated as heme oxygenase 2. Lineage: Eukaryota; Metazoa; Chordata; Mammalia; Carnivora; Otariidae. Gene Ontology annotation, molecular function: heme binding; heme oxygenase (decyclizing) activity. The record is from RefSeq and is a predicted model, not a curated record. Gene Ontology annotation, biological process: heme catabolic process; heme oxidation; response to oxidative stress.
CAGGACUGAAUAGACUUUAAACACUCAGCACAUGGAGAACAUGCUUUUAGAUUCUUGAAACCAGAUCUUCUAUUUCUCUGUAGUUACUAUGGUGAUAGAUGCUAUAGAGAUGUGCAGAUCCUAUUGUGACCUCUCCUUGGUGCAGGGAUGCCGUGAGUCUCUGGCUUCAUUGUCCACCAGGGCCUGGCAGGUCUGGCUGCUUCUCUUCAUGCACUGAGUGGUAGAGGUGCUGUCCUCGCCUCUGGGACCAGCUGUCUCCAGCCUUGGCCUCCCCUGCUAGUCAACAAAAGCAGGACUUGCCAGGGAACAAUCUUCUCGGGUUGCCGUGUAAUCUAAGCAAGUGAAGGACCAGAAGAGUGAGCGCGCAGGAAUCACACUCGGCAACGAUGUCAGCGGAACCAGAGACUGCGGAGGGGGUCGAUGAGUCGGAGAAAAAGAGCUCUGGGGCCUCAGAGAAAGAGAACCACACCAGGAUGGCUGACCUCUCUGAGCUCCUGAAGGAAGGGACCAAGGAAGCACAUGACCGGGCAGAAAACACCCAGUUUGUCAAGGACUUCUUGAAAGGCAACAUAAGGAAGGAGCUGUUUAAGCUGGCCACUACUGCACUUUACUUCACAUAUUCAGCCCUUGAGGAAGAAAUGGAGCGCAACAAGGACCACCCAGCGUUUGCCCCCUUGUACUUCCCCACGGAGCUACACCGGAAGGAGGCACUGACCAAGGACAUGGAGUAUUUCUUUGGUGAGGACUGGGGGGAGAAGGUGCAGUGCUCUGAGGCUGCUCAAAAGUACGUGGAGCGGAUCCACUAUGUGGGGCAGAAUGAGCCGGAGCUGCUGGUGGCCCAUGCCUACACCCGCUACAUGGGGGACCUCUCAGGGGGCCAGGUGCUGAAGAAGGUGGCCCAGCGGGCCCUGAAACUCCCCAGCACAGGAGAAGGGACCCAGUUCUAUCUCUUUGAGAACGUGGACAAUGCACAACAGUUCAAGCAGUUGUACCGGGCUAGGAUGAAUGCCUUGGACCUGAACCUGAAGACCAAAGAGAGGAUUGUGGAGGAGGCCAAUAGGGCCUUUGAGUACAACAUGCAGAUAUUUGAUGAACUGGACCAGGCUGGCUCCUUGUUGGCCAAAGAGACCCUGGAGGACGGGCUCCCCGUGCACGAUGGGAAAGGAGAUGUGCGUAAAUGCCCCUACUAUGCUGCUAAAUCAGACAGAGGUGCCCUGGAGGGCAGCAGCUGCCCCUUCCGAACAGCCCUGGCUGUGCUGAGUAAGCCCAGCCUGCAGUUCAUUCUGGCCGCCGGUGUGGCCCUGGUUGCUGGCCUCCUGGCCUGGUACUACAUGUGAAGGACCCAUCGUACCACGUUGGCGCCCUCCUCCUGAGUGACCACUGGCCUGCCCCCACCUCCACCGGUGACUAAACUACCACCUCAGGUGACUUUUCUUAAAUGCUGGUUUUGAGAAAACCAAUAAAGGCCAGACGCUAAAGCCUCUGCCUGUAGCGUCCUCUCUGUGGACUAGACGCUGAGCUGGCUGUAGGCCCACCAUUCCUGCAGCCAUUAGGCCAUGGUCCUGGGAGCAGCCAGCGCAGCUCAGCAGAUCUGCCUGGGCCUCUGGAGCCAGCUCUGCUCCAGGGGCCUCCACACUGCUCACCCUGAGGCUCCUUCCCUUCAUACUUCCUUAUGUUAGCAUUUAGGUGGGUACCUUUCCCCUGAUGGGAACAGAGCAGCCAGCAAGCCCACACUGCUGUAGCUCUGUGGGAGGGAGGGGUGGCUUGCACCCUACCUCAGAGGCCUGGGGAGCUCCGUCCUGAACAGCCAAUCCUCACCCUCUCAAGCAGAAACUCCAGAAGAGGGGAGUCUGUUUAGCUGUGGCCUAUCUCCUCCCUUGACCUGUGUAAAUGCUACAGCACUCAAUAAAGUGGACUCUGACA